CGAUAGACCAACAUAUACUACUGUUAUCGAUAAGCGUCUAUGUUUUUUUCCAAGCGAAAAUUUUGUUAAAAAAAAUUACAAGCCUCAGAAUUGGUGUAAAAAUGACUUCGUUGGACCCGGCGCCAAACAAAACUUGGGAGCUGUCCCUUUACGAGCUGCAACGCAAGCCGCAGGAGGUGAUUACGGAUAGCACGGAAAUAGCGGUGUCCCCGCGGAGUCUUCACAGCGAGCUGAUGUGUCCCAUCUGCCUGGACAUGCUAAAAAAGACGAUGACGACUAAGGAGUGCCUACAUCGCUUCUGCUCCGACUGCAUCGUCACCGCCCUGCGAUCCGGAAACAAAGAGUGUCCAACUUGCCGGAAAAAACUGGUUUCGAAGCGCUCCCUGCGUGCUGAUCCCAACUUUGACCUGCUAAUCUCAAAGAUCUACCCCAGUCGCGAGGAGUACGAGGCCAUCCAAGAGAAGGUGAUGGCCAAGUUUAAUCAGACGCAGUCGCAGCAGGCGCUGGUAAACUCCAUUAACGAGGGCAUCAAGCUGCAAUCCCAAAACCGACCGCAACGAUUCAGAACCAAGGGUGGCGGUGGAGGAGGCAAUGGUAAUGGUGCUGCAAAUGUGGCAGCUCCUCCGGCGCCUGGUGCACCCGCUGCUGUGGCCCGUAAUGCUUCCAAUCAGUUGCACGUUCACGACACAGCCUCCAAUGAUAGCAACAGCAAUACCAACAGCAUAGACCGCGAAAACCGAGAUCCAGGCCACUCGGGCACCUCGGCAGCCUCGGCCAUUACAAGCGUCUCCAAUGCAGCACCGUCCUCUUCGGCGAACUCGGGCGCCAGCACUUCAACCACCCGAAUGCAAGUGGACGACGCCUCCAACCCACCAUCUAUGCGAAGUACACCCUCGCCGGUACCCUCUAACUCGAGCAGUUCUAAGCCGAAACGCGCCAUGUCUGUGUUGACUUCGGAGCGGUCCGAGGAGUCAGAAUCGGACUCACAGAUGGACUGUCGGACCGAGGGUGACUCCAACAUUGACACCGAGGGCGAAGGCAAUGGCGAGCUGGGCAUCAAUGAUGAAAUCGAGCUUGUGUUCAAGCCCCAUCCCACAGAGAUGUCCGCGGAUAACCAGCUAAUACGGGCACUUAAAGAGAAUUGCGUGCGGUACAUAAAAACCACGGCCAAUGCCACGGUCGAUCAUCUCAGCAAGUAUCUGGCCAUGCGGCUCACCCUAGAUCUGGGCGCCGACUUGCCGGAGGCCUGUCGCUUGCUCAACUUUUGCAUCUACGUAGCUCCACAGCCCCAGCAACUAGUUAUCCUGAACGGCAACCAGACAUUGCAUCAGGUCAACGAUAAAUUCUGGAAGGUUAACAAGCCGAUGGAAAUGUAUUACUCGUGGAAGAAAACAUAAGCAUUACGAAAGUUUAUUUGUAUUAGGCCGAUUAUUUCUAAUGGAAAUAUCUCUAGCUGUAGAGCUUAACACGUAUAUAAAACAUUCAAUACAAAGCAAAAUAAAUUUGAUUAUAAGUAAA
This is a messenger RNA of Drosophila eugracilis, 1518 nucleotides long. RefSeq names its product E3 ubiquitin-protein ligase RING1 (gene Sce). NCBI's taxonomy places the organism in Eukaryota, Metazoa, Arthropoda, Insecta, Diptera, Drosophilidae. Gene Ontology annotation, cellular component: ubiquitin ligase complex; PcG protein complex. Gene Ontology annotation, molecular function: chromatin binding; ubiquitin protein ligase activity. The transcript is spliced from 2 exons. The record is from RefSeq and is a predicted model, not a curated record. Bases 102 to 1397 code for a protein of 431 amino acids.